Melitaea cinxia (Glanville fritillary) is the source of this 3090-nucleotide messenger RNA. RefSeq names its product ankyrin repeat domain-containing protein 11-like. The coding region runs from base 193 to 2637 and encodes 814 amino acids. Gene Ontology annotation, molecular function: protein binding. The record is from RefSeq and is a predicted model, not a curated record. The transcript is spliced from 16 exons. NCBI's taxonomy places the organism in Eukaryota, Metazoa, Arthropoda, Insecta, Lepidoptera, Nymphalidae. Gene Ontology annotation, cellular component: nucleoplasm.
UAUGGUUGUCCGUCGCGAUCGUAGCGAUGUGUGAAUUGUGAUUGAAACAUUGAAGAGAAACUGAAGAUGUAUUUGGUUUUGGUUUUGCUAGUUUUUUAAAUUAGUUUUGGAAUACCAUUUGAUUGCAAACAGUUUUAAUAAAACGUAAUUCUGGUUGGCGUAAAAAGAAAGAAACGUGGUUAUGCUCGAAGCAUGCCGUCGACGUCGCGGUCGCGGGGCUCAGGGCGCGGGCCUGACAGCGUGCCACGGAUUCAAGUCAUAGCGCCCAUGUCGGAGCGGCAACAAUUGGCUCUGGUGAUGCAAAUCUCAUCUCAGGAUGCCCCCCCAGCCGCUCCGACACCAGAUGAAGAACGAAAACGUUCUAGACAGCAGAGAAAUGAACGUGGAGAAACGCCUCUACAUGUAGCAUCCAUCAGGGGAGAUCAUGACCAAGUUAAAAAACUUCUCGACCAGGGUCAAGAUCCGAACAUUCCUGAUUUUGCUGGUUGGACAGCAUUACAUGAAGCGUGUAGCUAUGGUUGGCUGCAAGUGGUAACUGUGCUUGUUGAUGGUGGUGCAAAUGUCAAUGCGAAAGGCCUGGAUGAUGAUACACCACUGCACGAUGCCACAACAUCAGGCAACUUACAGAUGGUGAAAUAUCUUAUAGAACAUGGAGCAGAUCCAUUUCUUAAGAACUUAAAGGGUAAAACCCCACUUGACUAUGCAGCGCCUCAUAUUUUUGAAUAUCUACAAUCGCUAAAGGAUAACGCGAGAGCUGCCCACACCGGUAGAUCGAGGGAUGACAGCAUCAAAAAAGGCUGCAAUGCAAAUGCAAACAGCAACUUUAACAAGCGAAGUAACAUGGAGAGCCUAGCGCUGGGCGAACAUUUUGAGAGCAAGGAAGCCACCUCUCAAGAAAAAGGCAAUAAUCUUGUAGAAAAUAAAGAUGAUGGAGCUCAGGUGAGUAGUGGAGUAGUGUCAUCGACGCAGGACGAAGUUGGCUCAGGAUCGAAGAGGUCAUACAUAGAAGAUGGUCAAGAGGCUGAGGCGACAGAGGAUGAUGUCUCCAAGAAGAAAAAAAGAAAGGAAAAUGAGGAAAAGGAGCCAAUGGCAAAACCUGCUCCCGUAGCAAGAAGUGGUACUGGACGCAAACCGCCGGGUCCAGCGAGCAAGACUGGUGCAACACCACUGGGCAAAGGUGGAUCAGCUCAGACCAAGGGAGUCGGUGGUUCCUCAUCAGGGAAGGGUGUACAGGCGCAGGGAAAGGGCAGUGGCGCGACUAAAGCAAAUGCACAAAGUACACAUCAGGGUAAAUCAACAGCGAAGGGUGUUUCGAGUUCGCAGGCAAGUAAACAAGAUAGAAAAAGCCCAGUAGCAAGUCCGAAACUGAAUCAGGCUAAAGACCAUGAUGACGGUGAAGAGCAAAAGAGCCUGGAGGCUAACGCGCCUAAAGUACCACCUCUCAAGAUUGUCAUACCAGGAGGAGCAAGCGGGUCUGGUGGUCGCAAUGAACAAGAAGAAGGUGGCACUGGUCAAAGGGGAAGCGGUAAGGGUCGAGGAGGAGCUUCAACGUUGCCCUACGUGAUACCGUGUACCAGCACUGAUACGGGGCAAACAUCUGACAGCUCUGACGGCAUCUGUGAAGAUAAAAGAACUGGAGACACCGGCAAAGCAGGGCAAAGAGUACUUCGCUCCCACAGAACGAAUGACGGUGAUAAAGAUAAAGGGAGGAGUUCUCCGACAGGGGCGGAGAAUCGCUCGGGACAGAAUCAGGCUUUGAGUUCCAACAAAAGUCCGCCGCCCUCUGGACACGACGGUGAGCAUGCAACGUCUACUUCAUCUGGUUCGGGUGGGAGAUCUGAAUCAGCUCCAGGACCAUCUGUAGAGUUACACCCGAGGAAGCGUAAGAUAAAGUCCUCCAAGGAGAGCCACUCGCGGGAAUCGAAGAAUGAACAAGUGCCCGAUAGCACUACCCACAGUAUCACCCACUCUAACCCCUAUCAGAUGUACAUACACAUACGGAAGCAGAUUGAGCGACGUCAGAAAAGCUUGUUUCCAGUAAAACCCAAACCGCCGAAAGAUUUUAAUAAAUAUCUUAUGAAUCGCUGCACAUAUACGCUCCAGAAUAAUGUCAACCCUGAACCACAAGUAGAAAUACCAAUUAAUUUGCCAUCACAAAUGGUGAAUGAGUUUUUGGCUCAAGAAAAAGAAAGGACCCGUUUACGAAUUCAACAUUUAGUUGAAAAAGAGAAGCUUGUUUUGGCCGUUGAGCAAGAAAUACUGAGAGUACACGGGCGUGCCGAACGUGCUGUAGCUAACCAAGCUCUUCCAUUUUCGGUGUGUACCAUACUUCGAGAUAAAGAAGUGUACAACAUUCUGGCUCCAGAUCAAGAAGAAAAACGUAACGCUCAGCGUUCCCGGUGUAAUGGACGACAGAUCAACUCGUGGCUGCAAGAGGUCGAUGAUAAGUGGGAAAAGAUAAAGGAAGGAAUGCUUCGGCGUCAACAUACUGAGGCAGAAACGUUGCAUGCUGUACAAAUGAUGGGAUGGGAAUGGAAGCUAAAAGAACAUGGCUUGUGCGAUUACAAGACCACGCCAAAGAUCGACCCCACUCACGUUCCACAAAUACACGUGUCAAAUUUUGACUUGCCCGCUUGAAUUUUAAGUUCAUAUUGCCUGUGUUUAUGUAAGGCUAGCACAAUUCGUGUGCCGGCAUAACUCUUUAAGUUUUGUCAUUCGAACGAUCUCUUAGCACUUAUUAUAACAUCGAUUGGUAAUACGACUCAAGCGGAGCUACAAAAUUGGAUUAUAUUUCUAAAUUUUUCGACCGUCGUCGAACCUUUCUAAGGACUCUCUUAUUACCCCGUUAUUUGGUUCCAGUUGACUCUAUACUCCCAAACUUUUACCAACUAAUUAAAACAAGGAGAAUCAACUGUCACCAAAACAUGGUUAAAUUUUACCUUUAAUUUCCAUUUAUUGAUCUGACGAAAAUGCAGAUAAUUUUUUGUACCAUUGGUAAUCUUCUGAUGUCACAAUCACAUUAAUAAUAAGUAAAGGUACUUUUGAUUUAAAAAAUUUGUAUAUGUAUAUAUUGACUGUACUUUUAUUCUC